Chenopodium quinoa (quinoa) is the source of this 1633-nucleotide messenger RNA. Its product is annotated as protein ALP1-like. The transcript is spliced from 2 exons. Bases 934 to 1509 code for a protein of 191 amino acids. NCBI's taxonomy places the organism in Eukaryota, Viridiplantae, Streptophyta, Magnoliopsida, Caryophyllales, Amaranthaceae. The record is from RefSeq and is a predicted model, not a curated record.
CGUGAUUGGUGGAGCAUUCUUUGUUGAUUAACUAGAUAUUGAUAUAAUUACAAUGUUUUAUUUGCUAAUCUACGUGAUUGGUGGAGCAUUCUUUGUUGAUUGCUGUUGUUUUGCUGUUUAUCGGGUUCAAUUGCGAUUUAUUUUCUCUGUUUCUUGUAUUUUAAUGGUUUUUGAUGGGUAAUAUAUUGAUCCUAUUGUAUAUUUUUUGGACUAAUUUUUCAAGGUUUCUACAAUGCCUCGGCUUAUGCGUUCCAUAAGGAAGAAAAAGCUAAAACAAAUACAACUAGUUAUUUCAAUGGUUAUUAUUAUUUUGAUGAUGUAUUGGAUAUGGCAUAUGAUGUGUGUUGUUACAAUAAAGGGUGUUCAAUUGAAAGAAAGAAAAAGAAACAAAAAGUUGCUACGAAUGUUAGUUUUGAGAGGGCUUUACAGAGAGAGUGAUGUGAAAUGCAAGAGUGAGCUUCGCGUUAAUAGAAGAACUUUCAAUAUUAUUUGUGAGAUGCUUAGAGACAUUGGGGGUUUGAGUGGAACAAAAAAUAUGUCGCUUCAAGAGAUCGUAGCCAUGAAUUUUAUACACGUUGGCUCACCAUAAGAAGAAUAGGUCUAUUGGACAAUAUUUCUUCAGAAGUGGAGAAACCAUGAGCCGACAAUUUCACCUUUGUCUAAGGGCUUUUCUCAAAUUACACGAAGUAUUACUUUACAAUCCCACACCAAUAUUGAAUGAUUGUGAAGAUGAAAGGUGGAAAUUUUUCAAGGUAUUGGUCUUUUCUAAACCCCUAAAUUUUGCUAGGAUUUUCUUAUUUUUGAUUGUUUGUAAGUCAUAUUUUUUUCUUAUUUUUGUAGAAUUGUUUAAGGGCAUUAGAUGGGACUUACAUUAAUGUAAAUGUGCCUUCACAAGAACGACCAAAGUAUAGAACAAGAAAAGGAACAAUUGCUAUGAAUGUAUUGGGUGUUUGUGCACCCAAUUUGCAAUUUAUUUAUGUUCUUCCUGGUUGGGAAGGUUCGGCCCAUGAUAUGCGUGUACUUCGCAAUGCUCUCUCUAGACCAAACGGUUUUAGGGUACCUCGAGGUAAUUAUUAUUUGGUUGAUGCGGGAUAUACAAAUUGUGAGGGCUUUCUUGCUCCAUAUAGAGGUCAAAGAUACCAUUUAAAAGAAUGGACGGAUCGACAACCCGAAAGUGCCGAGGAGUUCUAUAACAUGAAACAUGCUAGGGCGCGAAAUGUGAUUGAGAGAUGUUUUGGCCUACUUAAAGGAAGAUGGAGUAUUCUUAGAAGUCCUUCAUUUUUCCCUAUAAGAACUCAUGGACGUAUCGUGAUGGCUUGUUGCUUAUUGCAUAAUCUAAUUAGAAAAUUCAUGCCUACGGAUGAUAUAAACGAAGAUGAAUUAAAUGAAUCCGAUGAUGAUUCCGAAAGUGAUUCCGAUGAUGAAAGGGAAUUUAUUACAAGUGUUGCUACUUCGGAUCAUUGGACCAAUUUUAGAAACAAAUUAGCCCAAGAUAUGUUUAAUGAUUGAAGGGCGAGAGGUAGACAUGGUCAAUAGCAAAAAAUGUAUGAUUUUUUUUCCCCUUCGAUUACAUUAUAUAUAUAGGUGUAUUUUCUGUUUUUGUUCAUUUUGAAGCCACUGCCACUUUGAAUCU